AUGGCAGAGAAACCAGAAGAUCUGAACCUUCCAAAUGCAGUGAUUGCACGUCUUGCAAAAGAUGCUGUAAGUGUGAAUUUCUGAUAUCAAAUUGCACUGGUUGUAGCCAUGAAAUAAACAAUAGUUUAUGUUGUCAUGUCAUUUUGUUGUUAUCCAAGGUGUCAGAUCUUUUGUUUAAAUAUAUACUACCAACAAUAAUUUCAACUUUUCUGAAUAACCCAGUCAUUCUUGGUUUAAUAAUUGACUUGUGCUUUAUGAGAACAUUUGUGUAGUUGAAGAGUUAAGAGGGUUUGAUUGCCAGGUUUAAGUUAUUCCCAUCUAUAUUUCAGCUCCCUGAAAAUGUUAAUAUUGCCAAAGAAGCUAGAACUGCGAUUGGAAAAGCGGCAAGUGUGUUUGUCCUUUAUGCUACAUCAUGGUAUGUAUAAAAAAUUGUGGUGCUUAGGGUUAUCAGAAAGUUUUGAAGUAGACAGCUGAGUUGUCAAAGUAAGCGGCCAGUCCAGGGAUAUUUUAUUUAAAAAAUGCCAUCUGUAGAGAAAUGCCAAGCAGAGUAGCCGGCCAAUACUAAACAAGUAGGCGGCGAUUUUUGCCGGUAGCGGGCUACUUUUGACAACCGUGGGUGCUGCACUGUUCAAAUAUAUUUUGACAAUGAUGGAUGGUAGACUGGUCUGCCUUUUGUGCUGCUUCUCAGCUGUGUAGAUAUGGGUAUUAGGAGCUAGGAUAGCGCGGUUGGUUUUUGUGUGGCCUUCUGUGUGAGAGUUCCUGAGUUGAAUUCAUGGGAUCGACCUCAAAUCCUUGUUUAGUUUUUUUCGUUUUCAUGUGGCUUUAUAGCUUUCAAUACCCCUAAAAUACAUCACUAAUGGAGUGCACUAUUGGCCUUCGGUAUGUUAGUCAGAUGACAACGUAAAUUAAGCCGACUCUUUACCUUUCCAUUUUACCUUUUAGCAACAUCUGCUAGGAAAUCGUACGAUUUCCAGGUUGUCAAAAAUAGACAACAGCUGGGAAAAAUCACCCCCUGCUUUUGGCCAGGUAUUUUGCUGGGCUAUUCCUCUGAUUAUUUAGUAAAAGAUGGCAAAAUUAGUCACCUAAUUCAACAACUUUUUGACAACCCCAGCUGCUAUUGACUUAUGCAUCUCUUUCAUAGCAGUCAGAGUCACAAUACUGCUAGUGUAGACUGUAAUUAUUAAUUAAUUAUUGUGGAUACCAAUUUAAUUAACUCCUUUAAGCUCAAGCGAUGAUUGCAGCUCUAUUAUCUGGAAUCUUUCUGUCUAUUUUCAGUUAAAUCUUUAACAUUUUGUUACUCUGUGUUUUAAUUCUUUCAUAAAGUGCAAACAAUUUUGCACAGAAGCAGAAGAGAAAAACUCUUACAGCAACUGAUGUGUUUGAGGCUUUGGAGGAGAUGGAAUUUAGCCAGUUCAUAAAACCUCUUAAGGACAGCCUGGCUUGUGAGUAUGAUUCCAUUCAUAGUGGUUUAUACACACUGCACUGAACUAUGCACUGUAUGCACUUUGAUUCUCUAAGGUAACCUGCGGAAGGGAUACUAUUUUGCAUUGAUGAUAGCGAAGUGUGAAUGAUCUGAAUGUCUUCUCUUAACCAGUGAUCCUCCCAACCAUAAAUUAUUUACAGUUGUCCCUGAGGAAUACAUAAAAACGUUUCUGUCAUGUAACUGAACCUCAUAUUCAAAAGAAAUAGUCAGUUUGUUAUAAAACGUUAUUGGCAAGUUGUUACAUUAACCAUAGACCACAAAGAUUUUGGCAACAAGGAGUUCAUUGUCACAGACCGCAGACAUGAAUAUUUAAAAGGAAACUGACAAUAACCAUGAUAACACUCCAAAAACUGCUAGGGUGUAGGGGAAUUAGGGUAACAAUGACGAGCUUUACCAUCUUAGCAGCCAGCAUAUAACUGACCAACACGUGACAAUGAAGAGGCUUAUGUACUCGAUUUACAUCAUGACACAGUUACCCCAUCCUCACAGGCAAUCUUUUGAUUAAUAAUUAGUGGCUAGCUAUAGUAUAUAUAGGAACAUAUCUUGUGGAAACAAUAGAUGGCAUCUUUACUGAUGAUCAACUUAGUAGAAGUUAAUCAAUUAGUGGCUAGCUAUAGUAUAUAUAGGAGAAUAUAUAUAUCUUGUGGAAACAAUAGAUGGCAUCUUUACUGAUGAUCAACGUAAUAGAAGUUUAACAUAUUAAGGAAGAACAAAAAUUUGAAAAGUGAGAAAAUUUAAAUUCAUCUUCAUUAUUCUCUUUGCCUUUCCUUGCUCCUUAUGGAAAGUGCCCUCUCAUCCAAAUGAGCCUGAUUCAAUGAAUGAAUAGUGUGGUCCAGCGUUUUCAGUUUUGUCAUCACUAGUCAUUUUUAACAAUUCAAGAUGAAUAAAUUUAUAGUCUUCGUUUAUGUUUAAAAAACACUGAAUGUUGGUCCAGCCAAACUGGAAGUACAACCUCCUGCUUAUACCAACUGCUAACCAACUCAACUGAUUUACAGUAUUUAGGAAAGAGCAGAAAGGCAAGAAAGAAGCAGCAGCUGAAACAAAAAGAAAAAAGAGUGACACUGCUAGUGAAACUGAGCCUGAGUCAAAGCGGCAAAAGACGACAGAGGACAAGAAGCAGACAACAGAAGAAAAUGAUAAGGAAGAUGACAGAGCAGAGACAGAAAAAAAUGGGGAAGAAUCAUAG
Porites lobata is the source of this 2669-nucleotide messenger RNA. NCBI's taxonomy places the organism in Eukaryota, Metazoa, Cnidaria, Anthozoa, Scleractinia, Poritidae. The record is from the annotation of a GenBank genome assembly.